Molecule: messenger RNA, 975 nt
Organism: Bursaphelenchus xylophilus (pine wood nematode)
Lineage: Eukaryota; Metazoa; Nematoda; Chromadorea; Rhabditida; Aphelenchoididae
Source: the annotation of a GenBank genome assembly
AUGGGAAAGGCACUAAUUUCAAUAAUCUGCGGCCUCUCGGUCGUCGGCGUCGCCGUCACCUUGAUCUCCUCGGUGUUCAUCUUCAAUGACAUCAACGAUCUCUACGAAGAAAUCAUGGACGACAUGCACGAAUUCAAACUCCACUCCAACGAUGCCUGGGGUGUUAUGAUCCAUGAAACCCGCGAAAGAGCCAAGCGCGCUGCCCCUACCUUCAGCGCCCUCAUUGGCCGCAACAAGAGACAGGCUGCUUGCGCCUGUGGCCGUCAGCCACAGAACUGUCCACCUGGCCCACCCGGACCACCAGGAACUCCAGGUCUUCCCGGAGACGAUGGAGCCCCAGGACAGCCAGGAAACCCCGGACCAUCCGGAGAGGCCCAGGAUGAAUCCUAUGGAGCCAACAAGGAAUGCAUCUCCUGCCCAGCUGGACCAGCCGGUCCACCAGGCCCAGACGGACCAGCCGGACCUCCAGGUGCCCCAGGAGAUGUCGGACCAGCCGGAACUCCAGGAAUCCCAGCUCAACCAGGAACCCAAGGACCUCCCGGAGAUGCCGGACCAGACGGACAGCCAGGAACCGCCGGACCACCAGGAAACCCAGGCCAAGACGGUCAGCGCUCCACUCCUCUUCCCGGCCCACCAGGACCUUCUGGACCACCCGGCCCAGCUGGACAGCCAGGAAAUCCCGGACAAGCCCCACCACCAGGCCCACCAGGACCCGCCGGACCAGCUGGACCACCCGGUCAGCCAGGCCAGCCCGGAAGCGAUGGACAGCCAGGAGCCCCAGGAGGUGCUGGAAUCCCCGGAAAGGACGCCGCCUACUGUCCUUGCCCACCUCGUGCCACCCAAGCCGCUGUCUCCAACGUCGGCCAGACCAGCGAAUACGGAGCCGCUGCUCCCGCCCCAGCUCCAGCCCCAGCUGCUGGCGGCUAUCGUCGCAAGGUUGCUCGUCGUCAACGUCAGCGAGCUCGUCAAGCUUAG